Molecule: messenger RNA, 6536 nt
Organism: Gekko japonicus
Lineage: Eukaryota; Metazoa; Chordata; Lepidosauria; Squamata; Gekkonidae
Gene: HSF2
Product: heat shock transcription factor 2
Exons: 13
Coding region: 119-1789 (556 amino acids)
Biological process (GO): regulation of DNA-templated transcription
Molecular function (GO): DNA-binding transcription factor activity; sequence-specific DNA binding
Source: RefSeq, a predicted model, not a curated record
AAGGGCAGGCAGGGGCCCCCCGCGUGGACUUUACCGCGCAUGCGCGGGGGGCGGGCACUAGCUGAGGACGGAGGCCGUGGUGGCCGAUGAGGACGCCUGGGUUCGCCAUCGAACGACAAUGAAGCAGCAGCCGGCAGCGGCGGCUAUGACGACGAGCCCCAAUGGCACUGGCACUGCAGUCCCGGCCUUUCUCAGUAAGCUCUGGGCGCUGGUGGGCGACGCGCCGAGCAAUCAGCUCAUCACCUGGAGCCAGAAUGGCCAGAGUUUCCUUGUGUUGGAUGAACAAAGAUUUGCAAAAGAGAUUCUUCCAAAGUACUUCAAGCACAACAACAUGGCAAGUUUUGUGAGACAACUAAAUAUGUAUGGUUUCCGAAAGGUAGUCCAUGUUGACUCUGGUAUUGUCAAAUUGGAGCGUGAUGGCCCUGUUGAGUUCCAGCACCCUUAUUUCAAGCAAGGACGGGAAGAUUUAUUAGAACACAUUAAAAGAAAGGUUUCUUCUUCAAGACCAGAGGAAAACAAAAUUCGUCAGGAAGACCUAUCUAAAAUCAUAACCAGUGCUCAGAAAGUUCAAAUUAAACAAGAAACUAUUGAAUCCAGACUCACUGCUCUGAAAAGAGAAAAUGAAUCUCUUUGGCGUGAAGUAGCUGAACUGAGAGCAAAACAUUUGCAGCAGCAGCAAGUUAUUCGGAAGAUUGUACAGUUCAUUGUUACCCUUGUUCAGAAUAACCAGCUUGUAAGUUUAAAACGUAAACGCCCAUUACUUCUGAAUACCAAUGGGACUCCAAAGUCCAACUUGUUCCAGCAUAUAGUCAAAGAUCCUGCAGAAAACAAACAUCACGUACCACUCAACAGGGCAGACAGCCUAAAGCAAAGAGAACAGUUAUCAGAUGAUAUUAUUAUUUAUGAUAUCACUGAUGAUGUUGGUGAUGAAGAAAAAGCUCCAGUUACGCCAGAAACCAGUGAGGACAUGGCUUCAGAUUCAAACUGUAGCCAUUAUCCUGAUAUUGUAAUAGUAGAAGAUGAUGAGGAGGAGGAUUAUGGUCCUAUAAUUCAAGAAAACACAAGUGCUGCAUCAGUAUCCGUUCCAUCCAGUGGUUCUGUCAGCCCUUCCACUGAUGGUUCAAGCCCAUUAAUGUCCAGUGCUGUGCAGUUAAACAGCCAGUCAACCUUAACUGCAGAAGACCCAGUCUCAAUGAUGGAUUCUAUACUCAGUGAGAAUGGUGUGAUUUCACAGAAUAUCAAUCUGCUUGGAAAGGUUGAGCUUCUCGACUACCUUGAGAGCAUUGAUUGCAGUUUAGAGGAUUUCCAGGCCAUGCUCUCAGGACGGCAGUUCAGCAUAGACCCAGAUCUUCUAGUAGAUCUUUUUUCAAGUUCCGUGCAGAUGAAUCCUACAGGUCAUAUCAGUAGUACAAAAUUGGAGACAAAGGGAAUUGAAUCUAUGAAGACAAAUGGCACUCACCCAGCUGAUGAAGAUGUGUCUGAUUCUAACCCGAAGUCAGAUAAACAACUUAUUCAGUAUACUGCUUUCCCCCUUCUUGCAUUUCUUGAUGGAAAUCCCAGCUCGACGAUAGAGAGUACGAAUCCCACAUCUGAAGUGGCGUCUUCUAUAGAUAAACCAUUAGAAGUAGAUGAACUCCUGGAAAGCAGUCUUGAUCCUCAGCCAACCCAAAGCAAACUUGUCCGUCUAGAACCGCUGACAGAAGCAGAAGCCAGUGAAGCUACACUGUUUUAUUUGUGUGAACUUGCUCCUGUGCCAAUGGACACUGAUAUGCCACUAUUGAGCAACUAACACAAGUGUUGAGACAGAGUAUUUAUUUAGAUCUUUUGUAAAUGGAAUUUUGUGAGAGCAUAUAAUGUGGAACCUAAAACAGCUAAUUCUGUCACUUUUACACAAGUUCAGUCAAAGCAGUUUAAGCAUUUAUACAAACCUACAGUUUGGUCACAUUAGUACACUUCUAGUGCUGUCUAUUUGGAACUAAGCAUAUUCAGAAUAUACUGGGUAAUCAAAUAUGCUCAAUUAACCUAUUACGGUUUCUGUUUGCUUUUGGUCCUAAUGUAUGACUCAAGUAAUUCAUUAGUGUACAAUGGGGGAAGGAAUGAUAUAGCACUCCAGUUUUAUUCUUCUGUACUUUGUUUUUCUAUUUUUGCAGCUUUGUUUAAAUAAAACUGUUAGGGGACCAGAAUACAGUAUGGUGUGCCAUUGACACAUCUUCAGUUUUACAGCCAUUAAGGUUUGGAGCCGGUGAUCAGAAUUCAUUCUGCAGUUGGAUCUUUUUGUUUCCCUUCACCCAGCAGUCUUUUCAUACGCAGGGAAAGUAGAUGGUUGUGCAUGUAAGACCUAUUUUGGAGCUAGCCCCCCAAAAGUAGGAAGGUUGAUUGAGGGGGAAAGGAAAAGGAUGGUGGUGUAAUAUUGGAAGGAUCACAAUAGAACUUUGGAGUAGAAUAGAAUGGAAAAAGAUGGUCAUGUAUGGAGACAAACGAUCCAGAUGUCUAAAAUGCCUUUAAGUUAAGAUGGGGGAAUAGUAGUGCUUGGUGCUAAAUGACCAUAGUAGCUUUGUGUCAGAAACAUGGUGGGAUAUGUGAGAUUGUGAUCUCUGGGUAUGAGCUCUGUAGGAAGGGAUAUGUUGGGAGGUGUUGCAUUGUAUACCAAAGAGAUCAGGUGUUACAAAACAUUAGGGGGAUUAACUCCCCAACAAAAGUGAUAUUGAUGGAAAUACCCAUAAAGAUUACUUAAAAAUGGAUGGUGUACUAUCUCAUGCACCUGAUCAAACCCCUGAAGCCAAUUUUGAUAUGGGGAAGAAAAUAAGAGACGUGAUUAAAGGAGAGAAUGUUGUGAUACUUUCUGAACAACUACAGUUACAUUAACUGGGUAAAUGUGUGAAAUGAGAUUCCAAGACAUCAUAAAUGACUCUGUACUGGAACAAUUGAGAGCCAAUGAUGGGGUAGUGACCUUGGACUUCGUUGUUGCACCAGUUGGGAACAGUGGCCACAAUGCUAUUAAGUUAUCCUGAAGUCUAAAACUUUAACAUAUGAUUUCAAGAGUGGGAACUUUAUAAAAAUGAAGGGAAUACUUCAAAGGAAGCUGAAAGGGAAACGAGUCAAAUUGUAGAGGAUGCUUGGAAGCUAUUUAAAACUGCACUAAUUGAAGCCAGGCUAAAACUUAUUACCCAGGUUACGAAAGGCACUGCUGAGUCUAAAAGAAUGCCUAAAAGGCUUCCUUAUGUGAACAGAGCACAGGGUUGGCAAAAGAAGUGUAAGUUGCAAAUAUUACACUGAGUUUUGGAGAAGUGUCCAGAGGGGAACCAGGAAAUUUCAGACUAGCCUAUAUGUCCCAGAGAAAUUAAAACAGAAUUAUUAGGCACAUAGAACAAAACCUGCUGACAGAAAAUCAGCAUGGCUUCUAGAAAAGGAACUCCUGCCUCACCAUGAGAUAAGAUGGGUCCUCAUAUGGAUUACAAAUUUGUUAAAUGACAGGAGCAGAGAGAAGGAAUAAAUAAGGGUGAGCAGAUUAGGGGGUUGGAAUACUUUUCCUCUUGAGGAAAGGCUGAAGAGUCUAGGGCUUCCCACUUUAGAAAACAGACAGCUGGUUAGGGGAACUUCAUAAAGUUUUAUAAAAUGCAUAGGGUAGAGAAAUUGGACUAAACUUUUUCUCUAAUUGUAGAAUUCAGUGAUAUCCAUUGAAAGUGAUAAGUAGUAGAUUCAUGAGGAACAAAAGGAAAUACAUAUUUAUACAAGUGAUUAAAAUGUGGUUUACUGCCAGAAGAAGUUCUGAUGGCCACAGGCAAUUUUAAAAGGGGAUCAGACAGAUUCAUGGAGGAUAGGUCUAAUAGUGGCUACUAGCCGUGGUACCACAAUCUUUCAUCAUUUACUAGAUUCAUUCUGCAGGAGAGAAGACAUAACUUAUCUCAACAUUUAUUGAUUGGUACAGCAUACAUUGACUACACAUUUAAUAUUAAAUCUACCUUCAAAUUGCAUUUUUGUGUUAAACUUAAUCUGUGUCAGUUUACAUCACAACUGUUUUGAAUAAACUGAAUUAAAUUUAAUAAGCAAUAAGUGCACAAUAGUAUAAGGAAUGCUGCAGAAACUAAAAUACAGUUCACUUCCAACUGGACAACCUUAAAUUGGAAUAAGCUAUCACUGUAUUUCCAGUUAAAGCAUAUUUAAGUUUUCCAAGUACACUAAGAUCAUACAAAACAGAUCUAGCAGACACAAGAUCUCCCAAAUAUAAACCCAUGUGCCAGCAAUGAUAGUCAAGCAGCAGAAGAACCAGUAGCAUCCUUGUGGAAAACAGCAACAGAAGGCAAUUCCUUUAAAUGCAACUAAUACAAAUCACAUUAGCUUAUUCAGUGAAGUGUUUCUGAAAGGAGGAGAUAACUGCAAAUUAAGCUACACAACACACCUAAAGGAGCAAAGAUUAGAAUAGCAUAAAAAGCAUCUAUAUAAUGCAUUUGCAAAAAUACUAAAAAUCAAAUCCUGACACCAAGACUGUGUUCUAUUGCAAUAGGAUACCACUAACUUAUUUGAGGCCUCCAUUACUGCAAUUACCACUUGUGCUAAAUCAUUCAAGCACUGGUAAAGUUUUUAAAAAGCAUUCUAUCAAAAUGAACAAGCAUACACCAUGCAUUUUAAUAGGUCUAAUAUUACACUGCAACACACUUCAUUUUCUUAAACUAACAUGGCAUUUAUUUCUCACAUCCAGAAACCUCAUGAGUGUCUGUUGUUAAAAUCUGAAGUGAAACCUUAAAAACACUUAACGAUUUCUCCAUCCCAAUAAUACCAGCCCUGUACUGAGGCACUGAAGUCAGCACCAUCAACAGAAUACAAGGCCCUAUGCAACUCAGCUUUGCAACCACAAACUCCCAUUUAAAAAAAAACAAAACAACCUUUUUCAGUCAGCUUUUUAAACCCAAUUUUUUUUGAAAGUGGCAGCUAGGUCACCGUUUUUGCCCUCCCAGAUCAGAGACAGUCCACUGCUGCCGCUUUUCUUUCAGCAAAGGCUCAUUAUUAGAUUAGACAUUCCUUUUCUUGUGCCAGUCUGCAUCUAGUUCACUGAAGCAGCUCAGGCUUCCAGCUUUCACAGAUCAGAGCUGUAAACGAAGAUGAUCUGCUCACCUCCAAGCAUCAGACCUAAACCCAGGCUCUCUAAAAUAACCAGUCGCCUCAAAGCCUAGCAGCCAAUCAACUCCUCUCAUAUAGCCUUAACUUCUUCACCUUUCCAGUGCACACACCACAGUCACAAGAUUGUGGCAGCAAGGCAAAGGUAGGAUCAAAUACGAAUGUGUGAACUGCACUGAAAUUACCCUGCAAAAUCAAAGAAGGCCAAGAGGAUUGUCAAAGGCAACCCCAGCUUUCUUGUAAUUUUCCAACACACACUGGUUCCCCAUUUAAUUAUAGCAGCUAAUAUCUGGCUUUCAAUUACUUUUCAUUAUCAGUCACUCAGCACAAGAGUAGCAGAGUUGAGCCAAAUUUCUAUAGAGUUAAUUUUUCAAAGCAUAAAUUGACAUUUUGUGGAGUGUAAAGCCUUCAUUAAAAAAACCAGUGCUCCAAAACACUGCCUUUCAUUGCAAACCGAGCUAAACUGCAAUGCCCUACAGAGUGCUUUCCUUAAAAUGGAUGCUUCAGAACACCAAAAGGAAAGAAUCUUCCUUGCAAUAUGUGGAUCCUAGUCCUCCUGUGGUUACCAAAAGGAGGGGAGGAUUGUACUGAACAAGGAAGCACAAUACUGCAGGCGCAAGUUCAAAGUAAGAAUAUUUUUGAACCAUGGUAAAAUGCCUUCUUUGUCACUAAACUUUGACAAAACUGAAAUGUAUUUUCACGGGGCUAAAAGAGUUUCAUGAAAAAGAUCACUCUUAAUUUCUGCUGACAGUAUUUUUGCAGUAAGAUCCAAACUAGAUGUGACAAUGGCCAUUUCAUGCAUUAAACUCAGAAUUGACCCAAUCCCCUAGACUGACAGGAUGGGGGAAUCCCAUUUUCAAAGCAAAAGGGGUGUGCAGGUGCGGUGAGGUGAGCCAAGGCAUCUCCCUCCCUUGGUUUACAUCCUUGCAACCCUUCUUUCAGCCAGUGUCACUUUGAGUACUGAAGCCCAGUACCUAGUAAAGUGUUUGCAAGGAUAUCAGCUGUAGGCAAGUGAGGCUUCUAUACUUACUUGUAAAACAGUGCCCAAGAUCCUGGGUGCUGUUAUAUUACCACAGCAGCUCUUCCAAUAGAAUGGCUUUUUGACAGCAAAGGAGAGGAGGGAGAUUUUUGGCAAUUCCCCCCCCCAUGCUAUAAGACUUCCAAUUUGUUCCCUACAAGGGGGGAGCACACAGGGAAGCAGAACUCUGCCCUACUGCUGAGGAUCCAACCCAACAGUCCCCCAUCUCUUUCUACACAAUAGAAGAAACAUUCAGAACAGCCAUCAUCACAUUUAGCAUGGCCGUGAACCUAGUAGUGAUCAUCAGCAACAGUCACUGAAAUGGCAGGUUAACAUGAUUAUAAAGUAACCAUGCAGAAUAAGACAGGGUAAAAUGCGUCGAUAGAACACAACACAACACACA